GUUAAAUUGAGCCUCCGUUGCUGCCGUGGUUUGACAGAGCUCUUUAUUUUUUUCUCUUUCUCUCUCCCCACUGGCAUACAGCACUCCUCCAUUCCUUUAUAUAACGCAUCAACCAUCACUAUUUAAAUUAAAUACAUAACAAUGGCGCCUCCGCCGCCAAAUAACGUCGACGCCAAAACCUUCAACAUGACCGCACCUACGUACCGUCGCUCCGGUUCAGGAGGGGCGGGUCCUUUCGCCCCUUCUUCAGCUACAGCAACCUAUACCACGAAAUCAACUCCAGCAUGGCAGCGACGACAUUUCUCCAACCAUCGACUACCACUUUCAUACAACGAAAAGGGCAGCAAUAGUGGACGCAUUCACAAUUUCUUUGCACGCUACUGCCGACGGUGGCGGUGGUGGAACGUACUAUGUCUGCUUAUCCUGGCCCUAGGGCUGAUACAGCUGGCAGCGGUGUUCGUGGGCGGCGCUUUACUACACAGACAACCUCCACCGAUCCGCAUAGCUCUGCGACAAUACCCCGCCGUGCGAUACCAACCAUUGCAAGAACACGCGCUUGCAACGCCAAUCACACGAGGCACGACCGUAUAUCACGUCACCAAGGAAUUCGGCAGUGCAUCCAUGGGCGGCAUGGGCAUGAUUGUCACUGCACUCGCCUCUGCACAGCAGCGGUCGGGAUUGGUGCGUUCCGCCGUUGUGAUGCCAUACUACUCGUUCCUUAAGAACAAGCAUCGUCCCGAAAAGGUUAUCGAUCUCGUUAUCGACGUCCGCGACAAAAACGGCCGUUUAAUACCAAUGGAAUUCAGAGUCUGGCGAAUGAUUCAUAUUAUUGAUUCCGAAACAGCAGCCACUAUUUCAGCCAACGCAGCGAAUUCGACGCUAUCAGUAAUGGAUCAAGCCAAACAAUUACCGCUGACAGAACAGGUGCCUGUGUAUCUGAUUGGCCCUGGCAAUCGCAAGCCGUUCAACCUAGCCUUCCGGGCCCGCAAGACGUUGGAUAUCUACUCUUGUCCACCGGGAUUACCACAGGAAUGGAAGGAUCAGUAUUUUGACAAGGCAGUUGCAGAAUUCCUGGUGCACCAGGCAGCAUCGCCAGACGAAGUACCGUUGUUUGCACCAGCACGAGUUACUCGCCACGUGGAUGUGGUUCAUAUCCAUGGUGCUACGAACGCGUAUAUCGCAAAGCAUCUCAAAGACUUCCAGCGACGCAAUCAAUUGGGACCGCGGCCCCCGGUGAUCAUGUAUACGAUGCACGACUACCUUGACGAAUUGCAGUAUACGAAUACAUGGAACAAUGUGAAAAAGUUCAUGAACGAGCCGGACGAAAUGAUCAACAAGUACAUGCGUGGCAACCGGGUGUUCAUGUCGAGUAUGGGUAUAGAUUACGCGGACGUGGUGACGUUUGUGAGCGGGGCCAUGGCAAAAGAUAUAGUAGAAGGACGCGACGAUUUUUAUCUCAAAGAGCUGGUCAUGCAAAGCAUACUGCGGAAAGCAGAACGAGGCCGGUUCUUUGGCAUUACCAAUGGCGUCGAUUUCGGUACGCUGAAUCCGUUCACGCAUCCUCGACUGAUCCAGCGCAAGUCAGAUUUCCCCGAGUUUGGUCGAGCACUGAUCCAGCAGCAGACCAAGACGCUGACGGACGAGCGCACAGUAUGGCACCUGGCACCCACGACCAAAGAGUAUGUCAUGUCGGCCAAGGACCGGGCUAAAAAAUACCUGAUCCGACGCAAUCGGCUCAGUAAAGAAGAUUUGGAUCGACCUGUGGUUUUGUUCGUGGGUCGAUUCCAGUACAACAAGGGCUUGGAGAUAUUUGAGACGGCAGUGCAAUAUUUUGUGAAACACAACAUGAAGUUUGUCAUCAUUGGACAGCGGAACAAUUACCCCUUGGAGUGGGUCAAGGCGCUUCAGGAACGGUAUCCAGACAACGUCAUUGUCAUGUCAACGGCUCAGCAACAACGUCAGUGGUCUGUGUAUUAUCGUGCUGCGGCCGAUUUUGCGUUCGUGCCUAGUCUCACCGAGAGUUUUGGACUGGUGGCUGCCGAGGGCUUGCUGUUUGGCUCGCCUGUGAUAUCAACUGGAGCGGGUGGAUUAAAGGAAUUUUUGAUUGAUCGACCUGUGGAUGGAGCGCGCAACAAGGUUCAUGUGACGCGCGACAAGCACACCAACGCGCCUAUCGUGACGAGCAAGGAGAAUUACAAUGCGUACCUGUUUGAGCCAGCAACACUGGGCAAGGCGAUUGAGGAUGCUGCUGAAGAUUAUCGGCGCAACAAGGAGAGCAAGGUUCGAAGGGAAGAGUUUAUCUUACGGAUGAUUCGAAGUGCAUUUGCACUAGGGUGGGAUCGCGGGCAGCAGCAAGGACCUGUGCACGACUAUUUGCAAGCAUACAACAUUGCCAUUUCCGAGAGAAGGAUACCACGUUUAAGCAGACAUGAACUUACCGAGGAGCAGGCUCUUUUGAGUCGUCUGCAAGUAUAAUAACAUCAAUCCCUACUCACUUAAACUCUUGACGCACAAGCAACAAGCACCACCUGUAAUAUAUUAUCUAUUAUCUUCUUCCUCCUGUCACAUAUAGAUCCAUUUGUCACCUAUCCGCAUCUCCUUCUUUUCCCACCUCAUUGUUUCAAUAAUCUUUUAAUACACACGCAAUGUACCAUGUUCUGAUGCUUGGUAAUGAAAUACAAACGAG
This is a messenger RNA of Zychaea mexicana, 2686 nucleotides long. RefSeq lists its product as uncharacterized. The record is from RefSeq and is a predicted model, not a curated record. Gene Ontology annotation, molecular function: glycosyltransferase activity. Lineage: Eukaryota; Fungi; Mucoromycota; Mucoromycetes; Mucorales; Lichtheimiaceae. The coding region runs from base 142 to 2475 and encodes 777 amino acids. The transcript is spliced from 2 exons.